This is a messenger RNA of Alternaria arbusti, 504 nucleotides long. RefSeq lists its product as uncharacterized. Bases 1 to 504 code for a protein of 167 amino acids. The transcript is spliced from 2 exons. The record is from RefSeq and is a predicted model, not a curated record. Lineage: Eukaryota; Fungi; Ascomycota; Dothideomycetes; Pleosporales; Pleosporaceae.
AUGAACGAGUCUUCCAUCCCCAUCGUGCCCAUCCUGCAAGCGAUCGCAACGAUUGCGCCAGCAAUAUACACGGCAAAGCAAUGGCUUCAAGCCUACCAAUUCGCACCUAUUUUCGUCGCGCCUCUCAUCUUAUCCGGCGCUUCAACUAACGUUCUCCUCGCUUACCUUUGCAAUGAUCAAUCUUCUUCCGCAAGGCUCCUGUACGCUGUUGCAGGACUUGUAAAUGCUAGUAUCAUCCCGUACACAGCCCUGUACAUGGAGCCUGGGGUGAACGGCGCGGGAAAGUGGAAAGCACAAGAGAUAUUACGUGAUGAGAGCGUUGUGCUGAAGGGUGCUGGUCAGGGUACAGAUAAAGAUACGGCGAGUGAAGCCGCGAAGAAGUGGGCUGAGAAAGUGGAUAUGAAGACCAUUGCUGAGACGUGGGCGAGGACGAAUGCGUGGCGUUAUGUUAUCACCGCGGUUGCUACUGUAAUCAGUGCAACGGCUACGGUUAUGCAGCAUUAG